UAAAAUGAGUUUGUUUAUAAAGUAUAAUAGAAAAUAUUUACCUGAUACUAAAAUUAAUCAACAAAAAGAAUUUACUCCGUAUAUUUUAACACUUAAUAGUUGGCGUCAUGAUUCCGAUAUAGAAUCAAAGGCCGAGAUAAAAAAGCCGACUAUAAAACAAGUUAAUGAAAAAAUCAAGUCACAUGUUUUGAUGUUAAUGUUGAAGGUGACGAUUUAUGAAUUAGUUAUAUAUUUAUUUGCUAAUUAUCCACAAAAAAUUCCCGAAAGACCUUAUCAAAUUCGUAUGAUUGAAUAUUUUACGAAAGGGAUUCCUAUUUUUACUGCGGCUUCAAUGUUUCAUUAUACUUGUUUUUUUAUUUUUAUUUACUUAUUCCUAUCACUACAUUAUGAUCUUACCGUACUUUAUAGUUUAAUAGCUUUACGAUGCAUGACUACAAGUCAAUCGAGUACCCCAGAAAAACAUAUUCUUGUCAAAUCAGGUUUAUUAACACCUAUACAAUUUUCUUUGUUAAAAAAUUACUUCAUUACUUAUACAUUUAACACGAAACAUUGUUUUAAUAAUCCCUGGAUAUCAAAAAAUCCGAGAGAAGUUUGGUCAUCACGUUGGCAAACUAUGUUAGCUGAAACAUUUAGAGAACUUGGUUAUCUCCCUUUAAGAAAUCUAUGUAUUAGCUUAGGAAUUACUUCAAGAAAGUUUUGCAAUGCUAUGGGGGUAUUAGGAGCCUUUUUUAUUAGUUCUCUUUUACAUGAAUAUUAUAUUAUAGGAAUGUUUAAUAUGAUUACCGGUGAACAUUUGUUUUUUUUUAUGUCGCAUGGUUUAAUAAUGAUUGUUUGGGAACUAGUUUUUACUUCUGAAAGAGAAGAUAAGAUGAAAAAACCAGAGAAAGAGGGUUAUGAUUUUAGAAAACACGCAGCUGUGUUUUUGAAAUGGUUAUUAAUGUUAGCUAUUUAUAUGUUGAUUUUACCUGCUUUUACUGAACCCUUGAUGAGAAGAAUCGAUCUUUGGAUAAUUCCUUCAUUAUUCACUGAUGUUGGAAAUAUUUACAAGAAUUUGGUUUAGAAAUUUCAAUUAUCUUUUAUAAUUUAUCGG
Messenger RNA from Rhizophagus irregularis DAOM 181602=DAOM 197198, 1090 nucleotides. RefSeq lists its product as uncharacterized. Gene Ontology annotation, biological process: lipid metabolic process. The record is from RefSeq and is a predicted model, not a curated record. NCBI's taxonomy places the organism in Eukaryota, Fungi, Glomeromycota, Glomeromycetes, Glomerales, Glomeraceae.